Messenger RNA from Nilaparvata lugens (brown planthopper), 3896 nucleotides. RefSeq names its product DNA-directed RNA polymerase III subunit RPC3 (gene Polr3C). Gene Ontology annotation, molecular function: single-stranded DNA binding. Bases 268 to 1872 code for a protein of 534 amino acids. Gene Ontology annotation, biological process: DNA-templated transcription. The transcript has 9 exons. Lineage: Eukaryota; Metazoa; Arthropoda; Insecta; Hemiptera; Delphacidae. The record is from RefSeq and is a predicted model, not a curated record. Gene Ontology annotation, cellular component: RNA polymerase III complex.
AGCUGUCAUUCGAUUUGAGGCUGACAGCAGACGACGCUAUCUUGAUCUUGUUACUAAAAAAGUAAACAUAUAAGUAAAUGAAUUUGGAAAAAUCAACUGAAAAUCAUAUUUUAUAUCAUGAGAAAUAAAAAAUUAUACUUCAAAUUUAAUUUAUCAAGAUUAUUGUUGUAAACGUGGUUAUGAUCAUAUUGACAGUUCAUAACAUAAGAACAUAACCUAAAACUGUAGUUUGCCAUGCUUUUUGUUUGGAAUUAAAUUGAAAUUAAAAUGGCUUUAUCAUACUGUAAAUUAUGUAGUUUACUUUUAACUGAACAUUUCGGGGAGGUUAUUGGCAAAGUUGCUGAUGAUCUACAAUGGGGCCCUAAACUUCUACCAAAUAUUGUUUCCUCGACCGGUUUAAAUACAGCAAAGGUCAAAAAAGCUCUUGCCAUAUUGAUACAAUAUGGGUUUGUAAUGUACGAGAAAAGUAAAUGUCCGUGGCGAGCUGAGUAUAUCUACUUACCUGAAAAAGUACUUCUCCUUCUUCGAUAUCAAAGGUACCUUGAACUGAUAGAUAAUAAGUAUGGAAAUGAAUCUAGGAUGCUUCUUGAAGAAAUAAUGAAACAUGGGAGUUCCACUGAGUCUUCUGCUAUAUUGAAAGCUGUGGAACUAUUGAAAAGUGAUGCCAAAAGUAUCAGCGACUGUGUAGUAGCACUGAGAAACAAGUUUCACAACCUUAUAACCAGUCGGUAUCUGAUUCGGUGUGCAAACCCGUGCAAGAGUGAGACGGCCGAAGAGCCAUCACCAUCAGUGCCGCGACUCGUCGUGAACGAGGUCGAUCUGCACCGGCCGGCGGUCGUCGAUGUCAAUGUCCUCUGCAACGCGGCUGAGGGCCAACCGCACACGGCUCAACACUUCGGAGACGCCAAUGUCCGUUGGAGACUCAACUACGACCGCUUCCAUCAGGAUAUGAGAGACGAAGUGAUGAUAGAUGCAAUGAAAAGACGGUUCGACGACAACGCUGGUGAGCUGAUGAAGCAGCUGUUGCAGUUGAUGUACCUGCGCACCGAGGCCUGGUGCUCGGACUCCAAUCCUGUGCCCGUUCUAGAGCUCAAGGAUGCCGUUGCAAAGAAAUCGGCAAACCCUUAUCUAACACAGUACUUUGAGCAGUAUCUGAAAAUUAUGGAGGAAGAUUCGUGUCGCUUCCUGACCAAAGUGGGCACUGGUGACGUAAGCAACUCGCAGUUGUGUGUGAACAUGGCCAAAGCCUUUCUGCAGCUCACCUCCACCGCUAUAGAAAACGUUGUCGAGCAGCGUUUCGGCAUGAAGGCUGCAAGAAUAUUCAGGCUGGUGAAAACAAAGAAGUUUGUAGAACAGGAGCAAAUUCAACAAUUGGCAAUGAUAUCUGACAAAGAAGCCAAACAAAUCACUUAUAAACUGCUGCAGGAGAACUUCCUACAAAUGCAAGAGCUGAGGAAACCAGCGGCGGGCUCCGGACCCAAUAAGUCCUUCUUCUUGUUCCACGUCGACCUCAAUCUGGUGGUUCAUACUGUAUCAGAAAUGUGUCAUAAAGCCAUAUACAAUGCACUCAUUCGCAGUAGGUCCGAACUAACCAAUCAUAAACGACUUAUGGAGAAACAUGAAAGAUUGGAAGCUGCCUCGGAAUUAUUGCGUGAGCAAGGAACAGACCAGGAACAAAUUGAUGCUCUGGUUGACGAAUGGCUGUCCCUCCCAGAACGUAAUCUAUUGGAGUCGGUUAAAAAAUCGCUGGAAAAGUUGAAAACUGCUGAAAUACAGAUUGACAACACGCUGUUUCUUUUGCAACUUUAUACCUAUUAUCAGCACCUCACAAUGCCCAAAUUCAGCUCUAAAAAGAAGUCGCAAAUUGAGUAAUUGGUGUGCUUGUGCGGAUAUUGAAAAAGUUGUUUAUUGGUUUAUUCACUUUUUAUUUGAAAGUUGUUUUCAUCAAUCGGGGUCCAGGAUUCUAUUUGAUUGUUAUUGUACACAAUUUCACAAGCCAGUUAUUGUUACAGUAAGGUGCCAUUAUAGUGAGAAGUAAAAUUUCAGAGCUAUUGAAAACAACUUUUCCAAAAACAGAUCUAUUAGUUUAACUUUUAACAUUAAUUCAUUAUAAUUAUCUAAAAAUUUUGUUUAUAAUUCCUAACAAUAAUUUAAUGAGUUAUGUUCAUGCAGUAUAAUGCUGUUAUUUUUCUAUUCAAGAAAAAUUCCACUUCAGCACAUCAAUUAAAAUUGAUUUUUCUAUUUCAAUAAUUCUUGGAUAGUAUUAUUUCAAUAAUACUCAUUGGAUUUUGACUUCCAAUUUCACUAUCAGUUUCAAUGGCGCUUAUCUAGUUCAAUAGCAUACAUUUUGUAUGAUGUUUUUUGUGAGAAUGAUGUGAAAUAAAUAUUGAUCUUGUUUAUUUAUUUUUUUCAUUAUAAUUAUAUCCUGCUAUCUAUUAUUCAAUUACUUGGGAUUUACGAUUCAGAAGCAGAGAUGAAAAGAAAUUCUGUUGAGAAUAGUAGUAAAAAAGGUAUUAAAAACCCAAAUAUAUCUACAGUAAAACUGUUACUUCAUUAUCGUUUUAAAAUAUUCUCUUCUGUGAAUCUGAUUUUUUGAUCGGGGUUUCCUCAUUUGAAUCAGACCAAAACUUGGAUUCAUAAAACAAUUUGAAGCCCAAAAUUUCACUAAAAGGUGAGCACUACAAAGUUUCAUUUCAAUUAAGAGACCUAUUAAACAAAAUUCAUGGAAUUUUUAUUUCAAAUAAUGACAGUUACAUUUCUAUAAUUUAAUUCAGUUUUGAAUCUCUACAGCUAAAUUGUGAUGGUCGGUUAAGAUCAGUGGCUAAUAGUACUCGUAUUUUAUUAACACUUGGAAGAUAAAUAAAUAAGAACACAUACAUAUUAUAUAAGCAAAACAAAACAAUUAUAUUACAAAUUAUGGAUAAAAUAUUUUAGUAAUAACAUAAUACUAUUAACGUAAACAGCCAGAACUAUUCAAAUCUUAUCCCAAAUCACAAUAUUUUAUAAACCUUCACCAACUUUAUCAUCAUACUGUUGUAUAAAAUAUAUAUUUAUAUUUCUUCUAUAUUCUGUUUUAACUGUACAUAAAAUAUAUAUAUUGAAAUCUCAUAAAAUCUUAUAACUAAUCAAAUGCAAAUAACAACACAUUUAAACUAUUCAAAUAAUAAGCUGCGUUUCUAUAAUGUAGGUUAUAUUUCAAGUAAUCAAGCUUUCAACAUCCAAUAAUCAUUCAACUGUAAGUCUUUCAACUUUCAAAUUAUUAGAAAAUAAUUCUUAUGAGUUCAUCAGUUAAACUUUGAGGAUAAAAUAUUUAAAAGUACAGCUAUUUCAUACAAAAUAACACACAGGACACAAUCCCAGUCCCACAAUCACAUAAAUAAUAGAUUUAUUUUUGUGAAAUUAAAAAGAACCUAGUAAAUUCAGUCAUUGAUACUGAAAUAGAUACUUUCUGUUAUAUCUUUCAAUUUCUUUUUUUAUAAAUAUAGCCUAAUUAUUUUGUAAAAAUUCUCUACUACUUGUUCUCCUGAUAAGAAAAUUCUUUUUGAAAACAAUAACUGAAUUCAAAUUUAAAAUUUUUUUCAAGUCAUACAGACUUGAAUUCCUGUUUCUAUUUAUUAUUAUUACAAUAACAUGUAAUAUUUUUUACCUACAGAUAUGAUUAUAACGAUAAUCGUAUAAUUUAUGGUUAAAUGACAUUACAUUUAGGUUAAUAAUUUCAUAUAUAAUAAUGCAUGGGAUAGUGGAAUCAAAUUAUAUAGCUGGUGCUAGAAAUGAGUUCUUUUAGAUUGAAUAGUAUCUAAAGCAACAUUCAAUUACAGUCGUAUUAUUUGAAAACGACAGAAUAAUUCAGAUAGAAUAUCAGAGAAAUUUAUUGGCCGGUCCUCAAUAUUAAUUUA